Molecule: messenger RNA, 2702 nt
Organism: Prionailurus viverrinus (fishing cat)
Lineage: Eukaryota; Metazoa; Chordata; Mammalia; Carnivora; Felidae
Gene: TCTE1
Product: t-complex-associated-testis-expressed 1
Exons: 5
Coding region: 520-2034 (504 amino acids)
Biological process (GO): flagellated sperm motility
Cellular component (GO): sperm flagellum
Molecular function (GO): protein binding
Source: RefSeq, a predicted model, not a curated record
GUCUGGUGCCUUCCAGUAACCCCUGCUGGCGCCCUUCCACCUCCACAUCUUCCAGAAGAGACUGCUGAUGCGUUUCCCGAACUGUCUUUCCACUCGCCACCCCGCGCCCCUAUUUUCACACAAAAGGUACCAAGAAGGAACAGCACUACGGUUCAGGAGCCCUGCCCCGGCCCCCACGCCUCAUCUUCCCCCCAAGAAAAGCCCACCUAUUCCUAAACAUGUCCCCCAGAUCCACAGAGCACGCCCCACGGCCAGAGCGCCCACUACCCACUGUGCACCGCCGAGACUCGGCGCGCGGGCGGGUGUUCUCGCGCACAUGCGCACCAGCCCUCGGACCCGCCCCCUGGCGACGUGGGGCGUCCCUAACGACCGGCGCCGGCCGCGCGGGGGGCCCGCAGGGAAGCGAGCACCCGGGCACCGAGAGUGGGUGAGGUUCCCAUGGGCAUCGAGGGCCUGCCGGUCUGAGAGCCUCCCCGUCACAAGGCCAUCACCAAGGGGCCACCUGCACCCACGCUGCCAAUGCAGAGCAUGCAGGCAACUCUAGGCACAUCGACCUCAUCGGCCCUCAGCCGGUUCUCCACCUCCACCCAGGACAAGUCCUCCACUGCAGGUCAGACCUCCAGCACGGGCCCACAGCCCUCAAGGCCCUCCAUCAUCCCACCCCCUAGCAAGUCCAAGGGCUGGAGUACUGGGGCCAGUGGAGGUCGCAUGCGCAGGAUCAUCGCUGAGGAUCCUGAGUGGUCGCUGGCCAUCGUGCCCCUCCUCACAGAGCUCUGCAUUCAGCACAUUGUCGAGAACUUCCAGAACAACCCUAUCCUGAAGCAGCUGCUUCCGGAACACAAGCAGAAGGUCCUGGACCACUUGUCACCCGACCUGCCGCUGGCUGUGACCGCCAACCUGAUCGACGACGAGAGCUACUGGCGCCGCUGCUGCACGCAGCGCUGGCCCGUGUGCCACGUGGCCAAGCACGGCGGCAGCUGGAAGCGCAUGUUCUUCGAACGGCACCUGGAGAACCUGCUAAAGCACUUCAUCCCCAGCACCACGGACCCCGCGCUGAUCCUCAACCUGCUGCCGCUCUGCAGGAACUAUGUGCGCAGGCUCCGUGUGGAUCAAUUCCUUCCGCCCAUGAAGCUCCCGCCCCGACCCCGGAGCGGGGAACUGUCCGACUCCGGCAGCGAGGCAGAGCUGGAGGAGCCCGCCACUGACCACUACCAACUGGGAGACCUGGUGGCCGGCCUGAGCCAUCUGGAGGAGCUGGACCUGGUGUACGGGGUCAAGGACUGCGGCAUGAACUUCGAGUGGAACCUCUUCCUCUUCACCUAUCGCGACUGCCACUCCCUGGCGGCCACCAUCAAGGCAUGCCACACCCUCAAGAUCUUCAGGCUGACCCGGAGCAAGGUGGAUGACGACAAGGCACGCGUCCUCAUUCGCAGCCUCCUGGAUCACCCAGCCCUCGAGGAGCUGGACCUGUCACACAACCUCGUUGGGGACCGGGGCGCGCGUGCCGCGGCCAAGCUGCUGAGCCACAGCCGUUUGCGAGUGCUCAACCUGGCCAACAACCAGGUGCGCGCGCUUGGUGCCCAGUCGCUGGCUCACGCCCUAGCACACAACACCAACCUCAUUUCCCUCAACCUGCGCCUCAACCGCAUUGAGGAUGAGGGCGGCCAGGCGCUCGCGCACGCCUUGCAGACCAACAGGUGCCUCACAACACUGCACCUCGGGGGCAAUGAGCUGUCUGAGCCCACCGCCACCCUCCUCUCCCAGGUGCUCGCCGUCAACACCACGCUCACCAGCAUCAACCUGUCCUGCAACCACAUCGGGCUGGAUGGCGGGAAGCAGCUCCUGGAAGGCAUGUCAGACAACAGGACCCUCCUGGAGUUUGACUUGCGCCUGUCAGAUGUAGCCCAGGAGAGCGAGUACCUCAUUGGCCAGGCUCUCUGUGCCAACCGGGAAGCAGACCGCCAGCGGGCCCCGAAUCCCAGCUGCUUCCUGUCACCAAUCACGGCCAAGGGCCCUGAGAACCCUGCAGGAUAAGAUGGGGGACAGGGCUGGGGCAGUGGCUGGAGCUGGGUCACUGCCCCAGUCCCAUCCUUCAUUUCAUGCCUCUGUCGUGCCUGCUGUAGAGUGCCACACUGGUCUAGAGGGAGGAGAAAGGGGGAGAGCACGGAUAUCCUUAGGGUGAGUGAUCGAGGGUCAUUUGGAUAAAGAUGUGAGGAAGAGGAGGGGUCUGGGAUAGGGGGAGCAAAGGGGUAUGAAGUGGGACCCAUCUCCUAUACCCAGGGACAGGAUAUUACCAGACGCCACGAAAUGACCGACUUCUUCCAGGAUUAGGGAAGGCAGAGAGGACUCUGAAGGCCUGUGCCAGCCCAGCCUGUCCCAUGGAGGUCGCCCAUCUCCCUGACCCUCCUCCCGACCAUUUUCUUCUCUUUUGAACAGAUCCUUGACUUCUUGACCUUCAAGCAUGUCCAAGUGUGCACGUGCACAGUCUCUCUCUCCCUCUCUCUCUCUCUCUCUCACACACACACACACACACACACACACACACACACUCUAUAUUGUCUCUCUCCCCUGGCUACCACAGAGCUUUGCCUGGCUCUUCCACCCUCACCCCUGCAGAUGCCACCUCCCUAUUACUCGACCUGCCAAAGUGACCCCAUUCUACAGGCCAUCCCAUCCACUAAUACUACCCCCCACACACACAC